Molecule: messenger RNA, 8854 nt
Organism: Micropterus salmoides (largemouth bass)
Lineage: Eukaryota; Metazoa; Chordata; Actinopteri; Centrarchiformes; Centrarchidae
Gene: rusc1
Product: RUN and SH3 domain containing 1
Exons: 13
Coding region: 749-6421 (1890 amino acids)
Cellular component (GO): cytoplasmic vesicle
Molecular function (GO): protein binding
Source: RefSeq, a predicted model, not a curated record
GAAUCACUUCAGUAAUUUAUCAAGCAACAGUGCUCAAAUUUUCAGCGUUUCAAAUGUGAGGAUUUAAUACUUUUGCUUGUCAUGUAUGAUGGUAAAUUGCAAGCACUUUGAAGACUUUAUCAUCUUUACCUCUGGGAAGUUAUGAUGGGCCUUUUUAAUUAUUUUCUAAUAUAUUAUUUACUGAACAAUCGAUUGAUCAUCUAUCUAGUCCACAGAUUAAUCAAUAAGUAGUAGCAAUAGUUGGCUAUGUGUGAGGCUUGCAUAUUAACCAACUUCCUUUAAGACAGACUAAUAAUCGCAUUAAUCAAUUGCAGAUAAAGAAAAAUUAAAGGAAAUUACUCCUCUCUCACUCCUCUUAUAACGCAGGGCUCCAAAGUAAUUAUUUGAAGGAGGUGAAGCUGAAAAUGACUCAAGAUGAAUUGGAUGUGAUGAUAUGGCAAGCAAGGGGUGUGGUUUGGUUGGGGUUGAUGGUGGAGGGUCGGGCGAUGGUUUCUUGAAUGCUCGCGAGAAGACCGAUGCUGAGGCUGUUAACGUCGGAGACAGACUCAUAUUCACACGGACUGGGAUGUGAGAGAGCCCGAUGAGAUGGAGACCUUCAUCCAUCUUCACCUGAAUCUGAUUGAUCUUGGGAUUCAAGCCAAGAUGUGACCGUCACAGCGCGUCAUAGUUUGGAUCUCUCCAGCCUUUACAAUACUUGUUCCUAUAGCAACAGAAAUAUCAGAGUAUCCGAAGAAGUCUCAUUCCCACAAUGCAGUCCUCUAGCUGCUCCUCUCAGCCUUCAAAGCCACGGCGCUUUGACGUCAGCAGACGGACCACUACCUUAGCUGGACCAAAGUCUCAUGGCCCUGGUUUUCAGAGGGAGGAUAAAAACAUGAACACGAUCAGCACGUCCUCCCCACGCCGGGCUACCAAAGGCCCCACUGCACCCACCAGAACAAGGGUGGGAGUGCAGCCUCGCGUACCAAUAAGCCAGUCCAGGUUUGGCUCACAAAAACAGAAUUCCACCAUUCCCAAAUCAGCUAAGCCCAAACUCAAGAAUGCCCGUGCAACGGCGGCAACCCAAAUUGCACCAGCAGCCACUCCUCCUCUGCUUCCCUCUGUUCUCCCUCUUGACCCGAAUUGCAAUGAGCCAAGCCUCCCAUGUUUGUGCUGCGACGGCCGCUCCCCACAAGACAACAACAGUAUGUUUAACCAUAACCACAACAACAACAACACCAUCUCUCUCAGGCAGCAACUGAAGCUACCGCCUCCUCCGGCCCCGUUGCCCCAGAGGCAGGAUGGGACAGGGGCCAAAGAGAAGCCUGAGCCUCCCUCGCCAGCACAGGCCAAGCUGAAGCCCUCUGCCUGCCCUGCCGCUAGUCUGGAAAAUGAGGACAAGAAAGCAGAUGAAAGCGCGGAUCUGGACAACAAGAAAAAUGUGAAAGUAGAGGAAGAAGACGACGAGGAAGAGAGCAGUGGGGAUAUUGAUAUUGAUGAUGAUGAAGAGGAGGCUGACAAUGAUGACGACGAUGAAGAUGAUGACACCCUGGUCCCCUCGUGCUGUGACUGUCCCCCCUCCCUCCUGGAGCUCUCGCUCUCCUCCUCUACCUCCUCAUCCUCCACUUCCAUCAGCUCCUGCUCUGAUCUGGAGCCUGACUGUGCAGAUCAGUCUGCCUCCAUCUGCUCUUCCCACGACCAAGAUAAUCUAUCCGUCCCUCUGUCCCCCAAAGACAACUGUGUUCCACAAGCCCCUGAAUGCCAGGCUCCUGCGCGUUUACCCCCAUCCCUUAGCCGGAAUCCCUUCUCUUUAACAUCACAUUCCCCAAUUUCCCCCUGUUCCCCAGAUGAGGGCUACCCUUCUGCCCUUGACUCCCCUUCUCCUGACUACUUGGGAGUCAAAGGUGAUUCUGAAGUCACUAAACUAGGCUUACUUGACUUUCUAGAAUCAGUAGGGGAGUUUGGGAAAAUGGAGCGCUUCAGCCAGGUGAUCCAAGUGGCUCGUUGGGAUCUGGAGGGGGAACAGCACUGGGAUGUUCUGAGGGAUCGGCUAGACCACCUGGAUCGCUUAGAGAAGGUGAACAGGGAAGUAAAACUGGCGUACAUUGCCAGACUCCACGAGAAGGGAUUUGAUCUUGGAGAUCUGGAAGAGCAGGAUCUCUCAGAUGUCAUGGAUGAAAUGGGCAACAUCGACAUUCCCUGGAAGUUGUAUAAAAGCAGAGCAGGAACAAUGGGAGACUCUCAGGAGUUUUCAGAUGCAGGCGUUGACCUCACUGCUCCAUCAGACUGUGACGAACCUCUGGUUCCUGAUUCCCUCACCCCUUCUCCUGUCGAGCCGCCACCUAGACCCCCCAAACCUCCCGCGCGUCAUGCCAGCGUAAGCUCUGACCUCCACACCUACAUCAAUAUCAGCAGAGAGACUACCUCCAUGGCUGUCUCCACCUCUCCUACAUUGUCUACUUUCUCCCCUAACUCCUCAUCCCCCACAUUCACCACUUUUAGGUGUGAGAAACCACUGCCUCCAUCUCCACCGUCCAUUCCUCCUCUCCCCACCUCUAAACCGGUCCCUUACCUCACCCUCUAUACCACUACUUCUCCACCGCCAUCUAACCCCACCCCGACUCCUCCCAUUCCUCCACCUCGGAGGCGUCACCUUGCCAGAAAGGAGGCACAGCGACUCGCUGCUCUUCAAGCCGAACAGGAUAAAACCCCCCUUUCCCUUCCUCCUCCUACCACACGUCCCCCACCUCUACCUCCUCCACCAGUUAUAUCAGUAUCCUCCUCAUCUCCUCCUGCCAUACCACCCCCACCUGCCCUACCUCCUCCCCCAUCCUUCCAUGCUCUGGAUGUAGAGAUUCGGAAGCUACUGAUGCUCGCUGGAUUGACCCAAGCUGAGCUCCUCAAACUCAGCCCAGAGCUUGGUGUUUGUGUUGGAGGGUUAGAGGACGAGGGGGAUAAUGUUGUCUCGUCCAGGUCUGUGGAGCCAUAUGAGUUCAGACUGAAAGAGAGAGAGGAGGAGAAGGAAUGUGACACUGGGCUGGUGACUAAAGAUGGAUGGAGCAGCAGAAGCAAGUUGGAUGCAGAUCGAAGAGUAGAUAUAGCUGAAGGCAAAGACACACAAAGAACCACCACAUUCACUGAGAUGGCAAGGCGAAGGAAGAGGAACAGCGGUCUAACCUCUGACCUUUACUACAGCACUGGUCUUAGCAAUACACAUGAAGCUAAAAGCAAAGAAUAUGAGUCUUUCCAGUACCCCGCUGAUUUACCAGAUUCACCUCCACCUCCUCCUCCACCUCGUCCUUUACCCCCAAUCCCUCCAUCUUUGCCAUCUAUUAAAGUCAGCACUCUCCCUGCCAACUCUACACAACCUGAGCGAUUUGAUUGGCUCAUAGCAUUUACACCUGAUGGUGAAGCCCCACCCCUGGAAAUGAGAAAAUCUCAUAUGGAAGCUCAAAAGAAGCUCAGUUCUCCAGGGUCAGCUCCAGGGUCAGCUCCAAAGGUCACAAGUUUUAAAGAGAUGCGUUUCCGCAGCAAGAACGCCUCCCCCCAAACAAAGGUGAUCACUGACCCAGAUCCUGACCCAACAGUUAUUACUCCAGAUCCAGAUAUACUGUACAACCUGAGGUGGAGAAGAGAGACGGUGGGCAGCGAUGGAAACCAAUGGGAGUACACCUCUCAGGCUCAGGCCUUCUUCAUGCAGCCGCCACCAGCCCUCACUUCAAUGGCUGCCCUGAAGGAAAUGCUCCAGAGAGCGGACAAGGAGGGUGGACAACCGGAGCUGUGCCCAUCACAGAAGAUUGGCUGCUCAGUGAGUGACAGCAGCCUGUGGACCAUGGGCAGAGAGUGGGAGUGUGAUGAAGUUAAGAGGGAGGAGAAGGAAGGCAAAGAAGAACAAGAACAAGAAAAACAAGAAGAAAAACAAGAGGAGAAAGAGGUGGAGGUGAGAGGACGAGCUGAUGGAGAAAGGACUUUUGAAUCAAGAACUACGGUUUCCUCCCCCCCACUGUCUCUCGCCCAGUCCUCCCAACCCUACUUCCUCCACACUGCCUUCCCUUCCUAUUGCCCAGGCUACUGUAACUCCCAGCCCUUUGCAGAUCCUAGACCCCUUAGCCACGUAGGCAGGGAGUCCACAGACAAAUAUUGCAGCACACAGUGGGCCCCUGCUGCCAGCUCAGCUGCUAUACACAGAGAUGAUUCCAGUACGGAUUUGAGCUCUGGGUUUAACUAUGAAUCCCAGGCUGAUUGUGAUGUAGACUCUCCUGAUUAUGGGAAUAUCUUUAACACACACAGGGACUUUGAGUCUGACUCUAUCUCUAAUUUUGACUCUCUGUACUGUAGUGCCUCAGAGAAGCAGAGUGACACACACACCAAUUCAGACAAACCUGUUAGUGGCACCACAGAGGCUCAAGGCUGCACCACCCCAUAUAAGAACAUUGAUGUCAUGAUGACAUUAUCAAACAGUGUCAAUGGUAUGGAUUCGCUGUACUCUGGAAAACACUCACACACAGACCCCAACAGCAACAAGGCCAGGACAUCUAAAGAGCUUCCUCCUCUCCCCACAUAUUACCUGUACCACCCUAAAAACUGCCCUCUGCACAGGGGUGCGCCCCCUCGCCUUUCCCCUAUCGGAGCCCUCUCCCCUCCCCAGCGCUCAGGUGCGCCCCCUCCAGGCGCAGCAGGCUCCUGCCUCAGUUCCCCGCUUUUUCCCCGCUCUCACACCUUGCCUGCCCUCGCUGCUCCCCUCUACUAUCCAAACCUCUACCCUCCUAUACCGCCCAGGGCACCCCCCCUACCCCCAAAACUCUACCAGGCUCCUCCGCAGUCACGCGUGGCGACUGUUCGUAGUGUGUCGUUUGCGGGCUCAGUACAGAGGACAGAGACAUCCUGGAUGGGCGAAGAUGUGAAGCAUCCAAUGAGAGGUCUGGGCCUGUCCUCUUUCUGCCUGCAGGAAAAAAAAGCUCUGGUCAGUGCUGUCAGUGUGGCAGUGGAAGCCAUCUUGGCCCAGUUCAGCUCUUCUCGGACUGUAGUUCAAAAGUCUCUCUCAGUUAACAAGGCCUUAUCAGGAGACAGCACUAUAAAUCCAUCUCUGGGCCGGCUGGUGCUGCAGUGCCUCUGCCCUGCCCUGCACAGCUUGCUGACCGAUGGCUUGAAACCCCACCAGAGUGACCUGAUUGCAGGAAGGAGGCCAAACUCCGCCUGGGGUCUGGUCCAGACUUCAACCAGACCAGGUCCAAAAACACAGGCCUUGUUUAACCUACAAGUUCGAGUUGGAGAGCUGCCCCAGCUGAGACAGAGCAAACACAGGUUCAAUGCAUUCCUCCUUGGCCUGCUGAAUACCAAACUUCUUGAUUUCUGGCUGUCUCACCUUCAGUCCUGCAGUGAUGUCCUGGAGACGUAUUACCGUCCCACCUCCUUUAUGCGUCUGUCACUGACCACCUGCCAGUCUCUGUUCGAGGAGCUGCUCCUCGUUUUGCAGCCUCUCAGCCUGCUGACCUUCAACCUCGACCUGCUCUUCCAACACCACCAUUUAGAGCCAGAUAGUCACAGUCCAGAGAUCCCCAGUCCACCUUGUCAGGAUGCUGGAUUCCAGCUCUCAACAGAGGGGUCCACAACCAAACCCACAGGCUGCAGAAGCCUGUCAGAAGUAAACUUUGGAAGCCCAGAACAUCAGGCAGCCAAAGAGAAAUCGUCACCAUUAGCUAAUCCAAAGAACGGAGGAUCAGGGCAGUCAACACAUAGCAGUGCUGCACCCAUAAAGGCUUCAGUCGCUCUAGGGCAGACAAGCCCUCAGCUGCUGUGGGUGCAGGAGAAGGAAAUUGAAGACUUGCCUCUUCCUAAUGUUGAGGAGGACAGCCUUGCUCAGCAGGCAGGACAGGUGAUCCAGCAGGGAUGGGGGGCUGUGAUGCGCUGGGGAGGCAGACUGAGCCAGAACCUCGCUGAGCUGAACCUGAAAAAGGAGGAGAUGAAGACAGAUCUGCCACAUCUCCAGGCCCAGGCAGCGAGUGACUUUGCGCCGGUCAGCAGUGGUGCUCAGGUUCCCUGGGGUCUGGGGCGGCUCUUUGGAGCCUCUAAAAGCCCCAAUAGCCCACCAGGUCACACACCACCAACCAGGCGUCCCUCUCAGUGGCUGGCCCCUGGUGUCACUGCACUAACCCGAAUAGUGAGCAGCAGCUCCACCCCGAUAAUAAGGAGGGCCCCGGAGCACCACGGAGAAAGUAAGCCAGAGUCAGAAAAAGAAGUAGAUGCACUGGAGAUGAAAGACAAACCCAGACCACUCAGGUCAGUACGAACGCUGUGUGACCACACUGGAGUAGGUUCGGAGCUCAGCUUCUGCAAAGGGGAGGAACUCGUGGUGUUAGGAGGAGUCGAUCAAGACUGGAUCCGCUGUCGUCAGGGAGACAAUGAGGGGCUCGUACCUAUUGGCUACACCUCCCUCAUCAUGUGACUUCGGCACCAUAACAGCUGCACUCAAUCAUUAAAAAAAACAAAAUAAAAUAUAUAUAUAUUUUAGGCGAGUAUUGAGAGGUUAUGGUGAGGCUCCACUACUCUGAAAGGGAUAUUUUACGCUUGCUUGGUUAGAGUUUGAGUUGAGUGCAUAACACCAUCUGUUCUGCUGUACGUGCAUCACAAGCAGUCUGCAGCCCUCUCUCUUUAUGAACAUAUGGCAGUUUUUUCUCCAUCACAAUCCACCCAGUUUGGUAGCAUUAAACUAAUGGAUUUAAACAGCAGGAAUGCAGCAGAUGGUGUGAAAUAAUGACUCAAGUCAAAUUUUGAUCAUUUCAUACUGGAAGACUUUUGAUCUCAGAGUGAAGUAUCCCUUUCAAUGUCCUUUUCUCAAUCUCCGCCUUCCUUGUCAGCCACUGAUCUGAGAAUGGUUACAGGGGAAAUUCUGUGCUACCAACCACGAGCAGAUUCAAGUGCUUUCAGAUCAGCGGCUGCCUAUUUGAGGAGGCGACAGUCAACAGCCUGGUAAUAGCCACGUUAAUAUCUCUAGCCAUCAGCUGUAGAGAGUCGCGGCUCACAGGUUGUUGAGUGGAGAAAGCAUGUUAGAGUACUGGGCCGUAGCUCCUGUUGCAUACUGCGUAGUAAUGUAGUGAAUUGUAGCUGUGUAGAUCUGUGUUCUAUUGACCUCUCACCUUUAUCGCCUGGUUCAUGUGUGUUUGACAUGUUUCUGCUACUCUAUUUGACUGUAUAAAUAUACAUAAAAAAUAUAUAUAGGUAUAUAAAUUGAGAUGAUUGAUAUUACCAAGAUAGAUAAAUAGAUAGAUAGAUGAACAAGAGAAAGCAGAUAGUAAAACAUAAGCAGCAGCUUAAUACUGUGGCCACAUUGAGGAAGUAGAUGAUAAAAAAGCAAUGGAUUCAGUCUUUAUCUUUACAAGUUUACACACACAUUAAGUGGUUUAAUGAAAAACGGUAUAUGUGUUGUUUUAAGUACAAAAUCCAGUAUUUUCCCUCCUUCGUGCUUUAUGUAUUGCCAUUCUGACAUCAUAUUCAUACGAACUUCAGAUUUAGCUUCAUACCUUAAACACUGUAUGCAUUGUAAUGUGCCAUGAAUGCUUUGAAUGAAUGCCAGAAACUAUCUAUCUAUCAGAUAUAGACACAGUUAUAGAAGAUAAUAUCAGACAACAGCAAUCUGUAGCUCAUCUCUCUACUCGUCCAGAGACCUCAAGGAGGCCAACAUUUGUUGGAAUAAACGCCUCACAAAACUAUGCUCAGCUCUUGUUCAACACUAUCUGACCUUAAAAUUGAAUGCAGUAAGAAAGUCCCAGAUGUGUAAUUCGUUAACGCUACUGUAAAGUCUGUGGGUUUGGUGGCUGGUCUUCACCUUGUACCUCAGCUUUUGUGUUUAUCCUUACCCUUCCUGCCAUGUUUGCUUAUCAUAAUCAUUGAUAUUAAUGAUGUGGUAGUGGUGGAAAUGAUAUGUUGAGUCUUAAUGUUGCCCAUAUGAAACACAUUGCUUUGUGUCAUAUAUUUAUUAGUUAUUCUGUAUUGAUGACUAUGCAUAUGGUUAAAUGUACAACCGGAAGCAUUUUGUUUGUCACGGUUUUGAUAUGUUGUUGUUGUUGUUGUUCUCAAGUUGACGCCUGAAGCCUAAAACAAUAGCGUAAAUAGUUAAAAGUUCAUAUGAACGAACCUGAUUUUAACUGGUCAGGAAAGGCUACUUGACCUCCAUUUAAUUCAGCAGGAAAGUUUCAUUGCUAUUGAUCAAUCAGGGAAAUCUCAGUUCUUCAAAGUUUCCUCAUGUUAUUGUGUCAAUGCCAUGUAGCAUGACAUUGCUGUCACUCUGGCAACUGUCCAGUAGCAUUAAGUUAAGCCAGUGUUCAUAACGUGUAAUUUAUGCUCACACAGAAGUAUAGAUAAAGGUAAACUAUCAGUUGACAUUAAAUUGUCGAUAAUUUCUUGUUUUGUUUGUUAUUAUAUUUUUUCAAACGUGAGGUUAUAGUCCAAAUGCAUUUGUUUGAAAGCUGUUAAUUUAUUGGAUGUACUAAUUAUUGAUCUUGAGGUUUCUGAAAGGAAUGGCUCUAUCUGACCCAUCUAGUGUCUCUCUAUCUAUCUGGGUUCAUAAUGUGCGUGUGUGUGCGCCCGAGUGAGCGUGCACAUGGCAGUGUAUGUGGUAGUGAAAGCAGACAUGAGUGUGAGCACAUCUGUGUGUCUGCACAUCCUGCACUUUCACUUGUGUGUGUGUGUGUAAGUGUAACAAUGAGUUCUGUACUUCCUCCUCCUCCUCUCUUUUUCUCUCUGUUGUCAUGUAGCUUGUAGACAUCCCCGUGUCCUACUAUUGCACAUAGUUCAGUACCCCUCUAGUGUCAGUCACUGUCCACCUCCUGCAUGUGCUUGUUUGUAAAUACACCAAAUAAAAUUAUCAGUAUGAACCAAA